Messenger RNA from Phyllostomus hastatus (greater spear-nosed bat), 3703 nucleotides. It is a transcript of the gene ZSCAN16, whose product is annotated as zinc finger and SCAN domain containing 16. Gene Ontology annotation, biological process: regulation of transcription by RNA polymerase II. Gene Ontology annotation, molecular function: RNA polymerase II cis-regulatory region sequence-specific DNA binding; DNA-binding transcription factor activity, RNA polymerase II-specific. The record is from RefSeq and is a predicted model, not a curated record. Bases 2051 to 3088 code for a protein of 345 amino acids. The transcript is spliced from 3 exons. NCBI's taxonomy places the organism in Eukaryota, Metazoa, Chordata, Mammalia, Chiroptera, Phyllostomidae.
GAUAUGGCCUGCAACCCAGGCAUGUGCCCUGACUGGGAAUCAAACUGGCGAUGCUUUGGUUCACAGGCCUGCGCUCAAUCCACUGAGCUACACCAGCCAGGGUCUUAUUUUUCUUAUUUCUUAAUGAGAGGUACUAGCAUAUUAGGAAGAUCAGCCCUGUGUUUAGAUCUGUGACAUGUUUUACUCUGAGCUUAUAUUGUAACUUUUAUUCUCUUCAUACAAAAUUUCUAAAUUUUUGCAUCGCCAGUUGUACCUAGUUUUUCCUCUGUGGCUUUCCGGUUAUGUCCUUAGGGUUUUGUGUCACACUUAGGCAGGUCUGCCCCACUGCAAGGUAGCAGUAUCCUCCCAGCUUGCCUCUCACCUCUGCCCUUGCCCAGACCCCUCACUCAUGAGCCUAUUCUUGACACAGCAGCCAAAAAAACCUGUUCAGUACCUAGGUCUGGUCAUGCUACUCCUCUGCUUAGAAAAUCCAAAUGGCUUUCCAUCUUGGAGUAAAAAACAGUGACCUCAUACUCAUCCAAGGCCCUUGUAUCUCCCCUCGUCUUUUUGCUCCCACAGCUCCAGGCGCAUCCAUCAUGUUCCUACAGUGUUUCAAACACUCCACUCGGGCCUUUGCAUUCGCUGUCUUUCUCCCUGAAACACCUGCCCUCCAAAUGCCUCAGUGCCACCCUCCAUUUCCAAUCGUAAACCCCAUAUUUCUUUUAUUUUUCUCCUUUGCACUGACACCCACCAUCUAGUACACUCUGUUUUCCUAUAUUGCUUGCCUCCAUGUUUGUCUGUUACACACAAAUCCCAUGAAGGCAAGAGCUUUGUUUUGCUUUAACGUGUACCUCCAGCUUCCAGAACAGUGCCUGGCAUAGUAGGUGAAUGAUAAAUAUUUGUGUGAGAAAGGCAAAUUAAGCAUUGCUCACCCAUCAGAUUGGCAAAGGUUAAAAUGUAAUGUGUUGACAAGUGUGUAAGUGGCAUCGUAGUGGGUUCAAUGUUUGGUAACUUGGCCCUGAAGGCACAGAUGCGGGUACUCUGCUCGGUAAUUGUUUCUGGAAUGUGUGCGAGGGGUUGGCCGUUGUAUAUAAGAAAUGUAUUGCUCACAGACACUAACUGUGCCUGCGUCUGAAAAGGCAAAGAUUGGAACAACCUAUAUGAACACCAACGGGGUAAUUAUCAAAAUUUGUGGCACAUACGAUUGAACGUUAUGUUGGUUUUUUUUUUUUUUAAAAGAGCAAGACCGAGAAUGUCUUUUAUGAACAAUCCCCCAAAGCAAUCGGUAAGAGGGGGAAAGGAGCAGAAAUGCUGUUAUUUGUGUAGAAGACAGGAUGUUCCGCGUUAUGAAAAACUGGUCGAAACCAGGUGCUAGGGGACACUUACUCUUUUUAAAUAUUGAACUUUGUGAAUCCUGUCCUUAUUCAUACAGCUUUUUAACUAAAUAAACUGGAAAGACCUUGAGAGGGGAAAAGAUUUUUAAAGCCGGGCUCGCGGGCCCCCAUGCUCCAGUCAGCCAGUCGACCCCGGCUGGGUCCUCCGCGGAGGGCCUGCGGCCACUGGGAGGCGCUGCGGCCACUGAGACGGGCUUCCUAGAGUGACCGGAAGUGCUGAUUGGUGUUUGGGGGGCGGCCUUUAUCCCCGCCCGCCUAGGGCACUCUGUCGCUGGUUCCUUCCUGUGCCGGAAGGUGUUGGGGGCCGGACAGUGUUGGGGCCCCGGCGGGGAGGCGUGGGACAGGUCCUGGGCCUGGUUAGGGACUGGGCUGGGGGAGCGCCCGCGCCACCUCCCAGAGAGGACCGCGGCUGCGGCUGCGAGUGGUCCCAGGUCAGCCCGAACCAACCCGCUGAGCCGGGUGUGAGCCGGUGUCGGUUUCACGGGCGCCCCUGAGAGUUCGCCAGACCAGGCGGGACCGGAGGUCUGACUUGUGCUGAGUUAGACUGGGACCCGUGUCCUCGCGUCAGCCCCGGUGCUUUUUGGGUUCCCAGCCUCUCGUUAUUUCUCUGAGACGAGAUUACAAGAUUCUCCUCGAAUCGAUCCCAAGUAGAGGACUGAUCUGAGGGUCAGCACAGAAUGGCCACAGCCCUGGCCCCUGGGGGACAGCGAGGCCCAGCAGCGGUGGAGGAAGGAGAGCGCUGCGGAGGCUGGGGCUGCACCGGGCCGCGCAGGCGGGAGCUCUGUCGGAAGCUAUUCAGGGCGCUCUGCUACCGGGACGCCCCGGGGCUCCGGGAGGCUCUGGCCCGGCUCCGCGUACUUUGCCGGCUGUGGCUGCGGCCAGAACGCCACACGAAGGAGCAGAUUCUAGACCUGCUGGUACUGGAGCAGUUCCUGAGCAUUCUGCCUGCAGACCUGCGAGCGUGGGUGCAGGCGCAGCACCCUGAGACCGGGGAGGAGGCGGUGGCUGCGUUGGAAGAGCUGGAGAGGGAGCUCGAUGAACCUCCGGAGCACGUCCAAGCCCAGUCAGAAAGACAGGACACACUCCUAGACAAGUUGGCCCCCUCGGGGAGGCCACAUGAGUCACUGGCUGCCCAGCUCCUCCCCAAGAAGACCCAGCAGGAACCCCAGGCGAGUGGUAAGGAGCAGCUUUCAUGUGAUAAAGCCAGGACUGAGAAUGAAGAGCUGUCCCGGAAGGAAGAUGUGCCCAAGGAUAGGGAAUUUCUCGGGAAGGUAAACAGCAGAGUGAGCAAAGAUAUUCCUCAGCAUCCCAAAUCCAAAGAUGCCUCUGAAAGUGAGGGCAGGCUAGAGAGGCAACGGGGGGAAAGAAGACACUACAAGUGUGACGACUGUGGGAAAAGCUUUGGUCACAGCUCAGCCCUUAGUAAGCACAGGAGAACUCACACUGGAGAGAAACCCUAUAAAUGUGAUGAAUGUGGGAAAGCCUUCAACCAACGCUCACAUCUUGUCGGACAUCACCGAGUGCACACUGGAGUGAAGCCCUAUAAAUGUGAUGAAUGCGGGAAAGAUUUUAGUGGGCGCUCAGGUCUUGUGCAGCAUCAGAGAGUCCACACAGGUGAAAAACCCUACGAGUUUGAGGAGUGUGGGAGGCCUUUUCGGGUAAGUUCAGCCCUUAUUAGACAUCAAAGAAUUCAUGCAGCAAAAAAACCCUACUAGGAAUGGGUCAGUAACACCAGUUCCUUAGCAGCUCAGGUCUAAUUAGAGACCUUAUGUGUAUCCUGAAUGUAGUCAAAGCUUCAAUCAUCAUUAAAAAUUUCCCUGGCAUCACAGAAUCACCCAAGGACAUUUCAGUUCUUUUCUAUGAUGUACCAGUGGUGGAACCGGCCAACCAGAUAUGUAAUUACUUGAAAUAGAUGAAAACGGCUUUUGAAAUUACUAACUAAAACAAUACCAUUUGUUUACCAUCAUUGUUGAUAUAAUGGCCUAAAUACCUAAAUGCUUAUUCCUUUUUUUAUCUUCAGUAGGGGAUAUAAUCAUUUUGUGCAAUUUUUUUCUUUGCCAAUGAUAAAAAGGAAACCAUGAGAACAGUCAGCAGGCCAACGAAGACAAAAUGGGAAGGAAAGCAGUAAGUGAGGAGUAGGAGCUGCCGGCACAGGUGGUAGGGGGUGUAAUGAGUGUGUUCAGGAUCCGUAACUCCAGACAUGUCACUUCUCUUCUGAAUAGAAACCAGUGAUUUUCAACUGCUGUAUGACAGGAAUUUUUCAAACAUGUAGUACCUGACUGUUUAGUCAGGGGCACUGACCUCAUUUCCCUUAGAUUGUCAAAUAAAAA